UUUUCAAAAGUGCUAUUAACAUCAACAGAGCAGUAAAUCUAGGACACCAUACUUUUUUUUUCAAAGUUGUUAAGAAGAAUUAUAUCAGACUGCAGGUGUCACACGCAGAGUUACUCAGAAUCAGAAAGAAGGCUGAUCAGGGGUUAGAAGAUCUCCAUCUAUCUAUCUUUUUGCAACCAACCACGUCCAGGCUGUUUAUUUAAUACUUCCUCUUGCUAAUGAAGGUACUGGUUGGGAUGGGUCGGGCUUUCCCAUCUCAGCAUAAGACUGCAAGAUUUGAAUGUGCCCCUGUGCCGGUUUCACUGACCACAGCAGGUACCCCGGGCAACACUCUGAGCAGUAGUAACAGCAAGUGUGGAGGCAAGACACAUCAAAGCAGAGAUGGGAACUGAAAGAGCUCUCGUUCUGGACAGAUUAGCAAGCAAUGUGGCAAAACGAAAAAGCUCAAUGCCUCAGAAGUUCAUUGGUGAGAAGCGCCACUGCUUUGAUGUCAACUAUAAUUCCAGCUAUAUGUACGAGAAGGAGAGUGAGAUGAUACAGACCCGAAUGAUGGACCAAGCCAUCAAUAACGCCAUCAGCUAUCUCGGAGCAGAAGCCCUGCGUCCCUUAGUCCAGACACCACCUGCUCCCACCUCAGAGAUGGUUCCAGUUAUCAGCAGUAUAUAUCCCAUUGCCCUCACCCGUGCUGAGAUGCCAAAUGGUGGCCCCCAGGACCUGGAGAAGAAGAACAUGCACCUGUCAGAGAAGAGCAUACCUUCUGAAAGAGGUCUCUCCCCCAACAACAGUGGCCAUGACUCUACGGACACUGACAGUAACCACGAAGAGCGUCAAAAUCAUAUUUACCAGCAAAAUCACAUGGUUCUUCCUCGGGCCCGCAAUGGGAUGCCACUCUUGAAGGAGGUCCCCCGUUCUUAUGAACUCCUCAAGCCCCCACCCCUCUGUCCAAGAGACUCCAUCAGAGUAAUCAGCAAAGAGGGGGAGGUAAUGGAUGUGUAUCAGUGUGACCACUGUCGCGUCCUCUUCCUGGAUUAUGUGAUGUUCACUAUUCACAUGGGUUGCCAUGGCUUCCGUGACCCUUUUGAGUGUAACAUGUGUGGGUAUCGAAGUCAUGAUAGGUAUGAGUUCUCAUCUCACAUAGCCAGAGGAGAGCACAGAGCCAUGCUGAAGUGAAUAUCAUCCUAGAGAAGUGCCUAAGUAUUCCACAUCAUUCUUAAGAACCGAUACCCCUACCUAUCAAAUCACUCCAAAACUAACUCAGUUCCAAACUCCUUUCCAUACUGUUUUGAGGAUCCAAAGAGUCCAUGUUCACAAGGGCAGCCAGAGAAAUAUUGUCUUCAUUCAGAAAUUGUUUGCAACUCUUCUGUGAUACCACUUUUGUGAAACCUUUGUUUUCCCGUCAGAGACUUGAAUUUUAUGAUAUUUAAAAGCCAGUGAAUUAUUUGGUCAUUACCUCUUGCAGUAGUAGAAUG
Orycteropus afer afer is the source of this 1469-nucleotide messenger RNA. The record is from RefSeq and is a predicted model, not a curated record. NCBI's taxonomy places the organism in Eukaryota, Metazoa, Chordata, Mammalia, Tubulidentata, Orycteropodidae.